This is a messenger RNA of Rosa rugosa (rugosa rose), 2185 nucleotides long. RefSeq names its product taxadiene 5-alpha hydroxylase. Gene Ontology annotation, biological process: sterol metabolic process. Gene Ontology annotation, molecular function: iron ion binding; monooxygenase activity; heme binding. The transcript is spliced from 3 exons. The coding region runs from base 728 to 2182 and encodes 484 amino acids. The record is from RefSeq and is a predicted model, not a curated record. NCBI's taxonomy places the organism in Eukaryota, Viridiplantae, Streptophyta, Magnoliopsida, Rosales, Rosaceae.
UAAAGGGACUAAUUGACUAUCUUGGCAAACAUCUAACACAUCAUCCUAUCAUAUAUGAACCUUAUCUUCAUGAAUGAUGAAUGUUUCACAUAGAUCCACAAAAUUUUCUUCCUAACAUGGCUGUGGUAGAAACUCAUAUUCUUACCAAUGAAUCCUUAUUGCUUUCAUCAUGUAGUAAUAGUAGUAUACAACCAUACAUACGCCGUAGUUCCAAGGUCCUAUCUUAUCAGAUAUCAAUGUUGUUGAAAUCAGCAAUCAUGCUAAGAUUACGGAGAUUUCCAUCAUGUGCUAAUCUCCUCUAUGAGAUUAUCAGCAGCCUUACCAGAUUUUCUGGGAUACUUUUAGUGAUUAUAAAUUCAACAAGAUUGAUUGGUCGGCAGAGCAUGAGAUUCUGUACUAAUCAUGCAAUCAAUCUCCUCUGGUUCAUUCUUUGGUUAUGAUCCUCAGCACCAGAGCACAUGCAGGGUUUCUGCGGUCAAUGUUUUGAUAAAAAUAUGGAACUUAACGUUGAAUCAAAGUAUAUAGGAUGUCUUGGCGGUUGAUUUGUAAAUAAUAGAGAUUCUGGGACGGUCAGGAAUUCAUUAUUAAAUGGUUGACUUUUUGAAAUAUCAUCAGGGUGUUUGACUAUGAAGGUUUUGCCUUCUAUAAAAGCAACAACAAUUGCUCACCUGAUACCUCAUCAAUCAAAACUACAAGUUCUAAAUUCUUUUCUGUCAAUAUAGCAUCAAUGGCUACGGAAAUGAGGUACACUCCACUCUGUUUGUUCUGUAUAUUAGCUGCAACAUUAGUCCUCAUCAUCAUUUACUUGAAGCACAAGAAACACUUUGGCACAAGCAAGAGAAAACUACCACCUGGGGAAAUGGGGCUUCCCUGGAUAGGACAAACAAUGGAGUUCUACAGAGCUCAACAGAAAAACAGUUUGUUCGAUGACUUUGUUCAGCCCCGGAUUGCAAAACAUGGCAAAAUCUUCACAACACAUCUAAUGGGAUCACCAACUGUGAUUGUGAAUGGAGCCAAUGCUAACAGAUUCCUGUUGUCCAAUGAGUUCAAGCUGGUGAUAAGUUCGUGGCCUUCAGCAUCGGUUCAGCUUAUGGGGAAGGACUCCAUCAUGGAAAAGCAAGGGGAGAGGCACCGCUGCCUUCGCGGGCUUAUAGGCUCAAGCCUUGGCCAGGCAGGGCUUGAGACUUUAGUGCCUAAAAUAUGUAACUUAAUGAAGUUGCACUUGGACACAAAAUGGAAAGGCCAGGAUGAGAUCAGCCUGUAUCAUGCAACGAAAGUCUUGACUUUUUCAAUAGUGUUUGAGUGCUUGUUGGGGAUCAAUGUGAAGGCAGAUAUGUUGGGAACAUUUGAGAAGGUUUUGGAAGGAGUUUUUGCAGCACCAAUUAAUUUUCCGGGGUCCAGGUUUUGGCGAGCAAAGAAAGCGAGGAAGGAGAUUGAGAAAAUACUGGUUAAAGUAGUAAGAGAGAAGAAGAAGAAGCACAUGGAAGAAAGCAAGAAAGAAGAAGAAGAGCAAGGAGGGAUGUUGCUGUCUCGAUUAGUGGCUGGGAUGAUUCGAGGAGAAAUUACCGAAGAGGAGGUUGUUGAUAAUGUGGUCUUGCUGGUCUUCGCAGCUCAUGAUACUACUUCUUUUGCCAUUGCCAUGACAUUCAAAAUGUUGGCUCAGCAUCCAUAUUGCCACAGUUUCCUACUUAAAGAACAUGCUGAGAUAAUGAGAAGCAAAAAACCUGGUGAUCAAAAUCUGACAUUGGAUGAUACGAAGAACAUGAAGUACACCUGGCAGGUUGCUCGCGAAAGCAUGCGUCUCUUCCCUCCUAUCUUCGGCUCUUUCAGGAAAGCCAUUGCUGAUAUUGAAUAUGAAGGAUUCACUAUUCCACAAGGAUGGAAGGUGUUGUGGACAACAUAUGGAACACAUUACAAUUCAGAAUAUUUUGAAGAUCCUUCGAGUUUCAAUCCAAGCCGGUUUGAGGAGCAUGUUCCACCAUAUGCCUUUCUGGCAUUCGGAGGAGGGCCAAGAGUUUGUGCAGGGUACCAACUUGCUAAGCUGAACAUCCUCAUUUUCGUGCAUUUCAUUGUGACUCGUUAUGACUGGUCUUUGCUAUAUCCUGAUGAGCCUAUAUCCAUGGAUCCUCUUCCAUUUCCUUCAUAUGGAAUGCCUAUUAAAAUUACUCCAAAGUUGUUUUGAAGU